This is a messenger RNA of Brienomyrus brachyistius, 952 nucleotides long. Its product is annotated as E3 ubiquitin-protein ligase RNF152-like. The record is from RefSeq and is a predicted model, not a curated record. The transcript is spliced from 3 exons. Bases 416 to 952 code for a protein of 178 amino acids. Gene Ontology annotation, molecular function: ubiquitin protein ligase activity. NCBI's taxonomy places the organism in Eukaryota, Metazoa, Chordata, Actinopteri, Osteoglossiformes, Mormyridae.
ACUUGUUGGUCGUGUCCACAUCACUGCCGCUUAUACAUUACAUUAUAUCCUAUAUCUGUACCCGUGUGACAGUAAAAUACAAGCCGAUCAUCUCUUUGUGUGUGACAGACUGCGGCCAGAACAAAGCCAGCAUUCCAGGAGGGGGGAUCAGACCCCGCGUUUCCCUCAUCGUCCGAGCCUGCGAAGCCCCACGGUCCCGCACUCUCCACAGCCUUUGUUAAACGCUCUCUAUAGACACGGCGCUGAAAGACAAUACCAUCUGUUGGUUACAGGAGAUGUGACUCACGGUGAAAAGCGAGCUGGAGAUCUGGCGCCCACCCCCCUGCAGAUUCCCUCCCAGACGCUUUCUGAACUUGGACCCCCCCCGGUGACUCCCGCAUCCUGCGAUAGGGCUGGUUUCCCCACCCAAGGGGAGAUGGAGCCACUCCAGCAGGUCUCCACCUCGGAGUGCCAGAUCUGCUUCAACCGCUACAGCCCUCGGCGCCGGCCCAAACUGCUGGACUGCCAGCACACGUGCUGCUCGGCGUGCCUGACCCACAUGCGGAGUGGGCAGCGGGAGCUGCGAUGCCCCUGGUGCCGCGGUAUCACACGCCUGCCCGCCGGCCUCCCCGUGUCCUGCCUCCCGGACGAUCCUGCUGCCAUCGCUGCCGUCGCCUUCCUGCGAGUCCCAGAGCGCGGUGCCAUCCUCCCAUCGCUGCCCGGGCCACCCCUGGGCGGCACCGAUGAGCCACCCAUGCCUCUGGGCACCCGACAGAAGGGCGUAGCCGCGGUGACGAUGCCCGAGACAGAGGGGGACGUGGCAGAGCGCCGUAGCGCGGCCAGAAAGGGGCCGGCCUGCCCCGGGGUAUGCACCGUGCUGCUGGUGGCCUGCGUGCUGCUCUUCCUGCUGGGCAUCGUUCUACACAACAUGUCCUGCAUCUCCAAGCGAGUCACGCUUGUCCCGUGCGGCUGA